Molecule: messenger RNA, 3322 nt
Organism: Plodia interpunctella (Indianmeal moth)
Lineage: Eukaryota; Metazoa; Arthropoda; Insecta; Lepidoptera; Pyralidae
Exons: 3
Coding region: 534-1262 (242 amino acids)
Molecular function (GO): heme binding; transmembrane monodehydroascorbate reductase activity
Source: RefSeq, a predicted model, not a curated record
UAUCGUGAUUUUAGUUUUAUUAAGCCUUUUUAAAUAUUUUUGACAGAAAUAUUUUUAUCCUUAAAAUUAACUUCGUUAUGGGUCAGUGUAGUUGUAUUGUGAAAUAUAGUAACUAAAACUAAUACAUAUAAUAAUUAAAACCACUGAAUUGAAAUCUGACUCUAUAAUUUUUUUUUUGUAAGUAAGUAUGCACAAAGUAAUUUCAAUCAAAAAUCAAUAAAUUAAUUAACUAUGCAAAUUUGAUACUAUUAAGAUUGUAAGAUAAAAUAAUUUUGAAACAAUUAUUAAUAUAUCUAAAUUCCACUAUCGUUGUUAAACGAAUUUUCACUGGUUAUCGUUAUCAUAUUCAAUAGGCAUUCGCCACUGAUCAACCAGCUGCAAAUCUAAGAUUAUAGUCGAAGAAAUAAUAAUACUUAUUAUCUCUUUUCUAUUUAUACAUCACAUAUAUAUGAGUGUGUUACUGAGAUCGUAGUCACUUUUGCGAAAUACUUCGACGUGGUUAUUGUGUGAUUUGUUAUAAUUUUGAAAUCAAUAUGGAUAAAAUUCAAAACGUAGAAUUCGAUACCGAAAAUAUGAAAAAUUCCAAAGAAAUUCUUGUUCCUGAUAGUUCUCAGGAUUUGAAACUGAACAUGUUUAAUACAUCAAUGAAUCUCUUGUCACAUAUCCUCAUUGGGUCUGUCGUAGGAAUAUCAGUACUGUAUACCUUCAGAGCCGGAAAUAUGGAUGCUACUCGGAUUCACAUUAUUCUAUGUGUGCUCGGGUAUCAACUACUUAUGGCUGAAGCAAUCCUGAGUCUGUCACCACACAACAGCUGGUCAUCGUCUUUGAAACUUGUGUACAAACGUCGAAUACAUUGGGUGCUGCAGAUCUUGGGAUCAGGUCUAGCAAUAGCUGGCAGCUUCAUCAAAAUCCUCGAUAAAGAAAUCCAUUGGAAUAGUCUUCAUGGCCAAUUUGCUCUGGUGGCGUUAGUCUUCACAAGUGUGUCAAUGAUUAACGGCCUCUCAUCCCUCUACGCAUACGAACUCCGUAGAAUCCUCCCCGGCACACUGUCCAAGAUCACUCACAUCUGCUUCGGCACAGUCGCCUUCGUCGCCGCCUCCACCUGCCUUUGCUACGGCUUCGACAAGAAUUCCUUUAGAAGCUGGGCUACUCCAGAAUUAGCCUACAUGUCUAUUGCAUUCACUGCUGCAUUCACUUUCAUUAUUGUAAUCAAUCCUUUAGUCUUAUUUGUUGAUAAAUCUCUAGCUGUUUUAAAACGGUAAAGCCAGUAAAUAAGUUUAUUUAGUGUAAAUAAAUCAUCUGUAAAUUUGGUUAUUCAAUAAUAUGUAUUGAAACGAUUUUGAGUUAGACCAUCCGCUAUACAACUGAGAAAACUGAAGUUGCUGAGUCGAAGUAUGUAAAACAGCGUUAGGUUUUUUUGUCAAUUCACUUUAAGUGUCUAAUCAUAAGUAGUUAUUAUAGACCGACGCAGGACGAAGCGUACGGUGAUUUUCUAAUAUUUGUAAUGAGUAAGUAAAUAGUGAUGUUAUUACCGAUACACAGACAGAAUUAGUAUUUUAGGUAUUAGAUAAUAAUACUUGAUAUAUCGAUAAAUCACAAUCAUCAAAGAUAGCGAGACAGUUAUGUCCAGUUGUGAACGUGUAUCAUGACUUUCAACUAUUCAUUUUAUAUAAGUUUACACCACAUUGUAUAAUAUGCUUUUAUGUAAACAUAGUAACAAAAUCACCAGUACUUAGUAAAUAAUUAGAUUCAUGAUUGGAUAUUUUUGAAAAAUAUUUUUUAUUUCUUAGACUGUUACCAAAAAGAUUCAAGAACUUGUAUUGUUUACCUGUAUUUUGUAAAUAUAUAUUUGGUGCUAAGUUUUAUGGCAUAGAGUUCCGUUUUAGGAGCACUGUUUGUUAUAUAAUACCCAUUAAAAUAUACUUAAGUGUUCUCAAAAUAGUAGUUGUCUGUAGUUCACAAUAUUCCUAACCUUUGAUAAGGCCUGGCCAUGUCCUGUCCUGUCCCGAUAUAUUUUAUAACUUGAAAUAUACUUUUAUGUCAAAAUGUUGCCCGCAUGAUAAAAUACGUACCAAUACUAUUUAGAUGGAAUAUUGUUGUUACUUAACAUAAUACUCACAUAUAAAGUAAAAAUUCACACAGACAUAAUCUGAUUGGUAAUUGAAAAAUUCAUCAAUAAACGUUAAUCAAAAGAAAUAUGUGGUUAAAAGUGCUCUUAUUAAAUUUUACUGCUCUUCUUGACUGAGUCUCGGUAUACAGCUUACACUGCAAUUUCUAAUUUUAGAUUAGGGUGGAACAAUAAUUUAUUUUAUAGAAAAGAAAAAAAAAUUAAAACUUUUUUUUCUUCUUUUAGUUUUAGUAUAACGUAAAAAAUAAGAUUGCUGUGACAUAAAUAAAAAUCUUUAAAUGUUAAAAAAAUAAAGCAUAGAAAGUACCUACCUGUAUUUAUUAUAUUACAUUAUUAUUGUCCGAGCUAGCGAACUUGGGGCAAAAAUAUUUUUUUUGUAUGUAUGUAUGUAUGUUUCUAACACGAUAACUUUCGAACCAUUGGUCUGAAUGUGAUGACAUUUAAAAAGUGUGUAGGAUCUGUCAAUAGAAUUUUAAGUUCGUGGGGCAUCAAAAUCGGUCAAGUAGUUUUUGAAAUAUUUACAAUUUUGUAAAAACUCAUUGUGUUCGCGAAGUUUAAGUUCGCGGCAAACAACUAGUAUUAAAAUAAUCUAACAUUUUAUCACGUGCAAAACACAUGUAUUACCACAAUACGUGUACUAUUUUAAUCUGAAAGUCAAUGAAGCGAAAAACGCUGAUAAAAUACUUACACUUAAGGAUUAUUUCUCAAUAUAGCUAAUCAAUACAGAUUAGAAGUAUAUUAGAUUAAAAUUGAUAGUUGGUCAUGACUUCAAUCUGGUUUUUACUGAAUAAUAAGCUGGCUAGGAAUAUUUUUAGUAAUCCAAUUGUUUAUUUUUUAAUUAUUUUACAACUGUUUUUAGAUGUAGCUUUUAUUUAGAUAUAAAAUUAGUAAAAGUAAUCUUAACGUUGUGAUGAAAUUUUUUAUAGAAAUAUUCUUCUUUUCGUUUCAAUAAUUGAAAUAUUAUAUUAUAAUCAUUGAAAUAUAUAAAAAUUAUGUAAAUAUUUAAACUUAUUUUUAGACAUAUACAAGUAAGCUUUUAUUAUUAUUGAUAUUUUAUAUAAAUCAAAAACUACGUAUAAAAAUUAACUUUCAAUAAAAACGAAUAUAUUUUUUUAUUUCUAUAUAUUUUUGAUGUAUUAUCACUACAUUCACGACUAAUUAAACAUCAUAUUUCAAAUUUCACUGAAGCGAGAA